CUAGAGAAGUUCUCUCCCACAAGGUCAUUUACCUAAAUAUCCCUUUUCCAUACAUACCCAACAAAAAAUCCUAGAGCCAACAAAUCAGGGGUAUCUUUGAGUUCGUCACUCUCUUCCCUCUUCUUUAUACAGACCUUUAUUUCUUCAGAUCUCCAUAACCGUUGCAACAGUGAUUUAGACACUUUUGACGAGCUGUAGUUGCUUCUGAAUCUAAUCGGUGUCUGGGUUUUCAAGUCAAUGGUUGAAUCUUUAGUCUUAAAGAAAAUUAAUCGUUUUGAAGUUCUUAACUUUGAUCGUUUGGGUUCGAUUUGAUUAUGUUAUGGAGAGUAUCUAGAAGUGUUUGUGCUUUCUUUUUGGUAUUGUUAGCCUGUGAAUGUGAGCUUUAGCAUCUUUUGAAGCCUUGAUCUGAACUGUAGAAGUGGAUCUAAUCUAGUGGGUCGAACUUAGACUUGAAAAUUGCGGGGUUGGCGAUAUUAUAAUGGAGACGCUUGUUGUUGUAGCACAGCAUAGGAAUCAGUAUUGCAGCCGGGUUAAGUCACAAGGGCCUGUGCGGUAUGGUUCAUCACCGUCCAGAUGCUUUGGUGGGAUCAAUUGCCGUAGUUUCCAAUCUGCGGCUGGUAUACUUCCAUCCCCAUGGAUGGCUAACUGUAGUCCUGGAUCCAAAGAGGCUUGUUCUCCGAAAACACCUUCACCUUGUGUUAAUUCAGGCUCUGAGAGCAAAAUGCGCAGUAGAAUAACUGUAAAAAGUGCUCCAAUUGCUAUUGAUGCUAGAGUUUCCAACAAGAAGAAAUACUUUAGCGAAGAAGCUGAUGAAAGCUUUUCUUUUUCUGAGCUUUGGGCUGGACCUGCCUACUCAAACUCACCACCCCCAAGCUCUUUACCUAUUCCAAAGUUCUCUAUCCAACCAAAGAGAACUGUUUCUUUAGAAUUGCCUGGCUCCUCUCCUGAUUAUGAUAUGCACCCAAUUGCCAAGUCGGCGCCUGCCUCCCCGACUAGAGAGCAUAGCCCUUUUACCAGAGAUAUCUUCCAUGGUGCUGACUCUGCGACUGAAACCCUGCGUCGCAUUCUUAAUCUUGACAUCCAUGAUGAAUGAAUGAGGGGCAUCAGGCUCUUGUAAAUAAGUCUCUGCAAACUAUGUUAGUUUUAGAUUGUAUAUAGAGUGAAUAAAUUGGUUGGUAGCAUGUCACUUUUUGAGUUUAUACAUAACGAUUCCAUGGUUCAAGUGGUCAGAGAUCUCAGGUGGCUGGUUGGAGUUGGUGGAUGUGGAGUUGGUUUUAAGAUGGUGGAAUGUUUUGUUUAGCAAAUGAUGAUCGUUCAGAUACACAAUCUAAUGAGGCAUAGGCAAAUUGAGAGGGGAAAAUGCUUUUGAAGCCAAUGGUUUCCUACAAUCUAACUCAGGAUACUAUCUUUCUAUUUGACAGUUCAAGCUUAGCCCCCUCAUUUCUUACUUUUGCUAGUUUUAACUAAACAAUCUUUUAUAUCAAAGUUUAAAACUUUAGUUUUAGUUACAAUGUAUAUUAUUUUGAUUGUACCUUCCUUUGCUGAUUACUCAUACAGAAUUUUGAUAGGUUUCCUUUCCUGCUCUGCAUCUUCCUUUUUUUUUCCUCCGUAUAGUAAUGGCCUGACAUUACUUACUCUCGUUGUGUCUAUUCCAAUUGUCUUCUUAUAUCACCUGUUCGAUUUUGCACUCUUCGCUGGUCUUCCUUUCAUUAAUCAUGUUCGUUCCUGAUCAUUCUUCCAUACUCGUCCUGUAUUUCUCUCCUUCAGUUUAUAACAGUCUGACUUUGUUUGCUACACUCUACUAGGUUGUCUUUCCCUUUCACCAUAUUUUCUGGUUUUUGAGAUAGAAAAGUGGGAAGGGUAAAGAUUGAUACUUCUGCUUUCUUAGUUUGUAGGGUCACUCAAUAUUUUUUUUAUCCUCUGUCUACCUGGAAGCCCCUAGUUCUUGCUCUUUGCUAAGCAAGUAGGUAAAGCUACAUUCCUCCUCUUCCUUGUCGGACCUUUAUUCCUAGGAGAUCAUUGAUCUUGCCAAGCUGUUUACAAGGGUAUUAGUUGAAGAAGUAUUGAGGAGGCUGUUUCAUGUGAUAUGUUCAAAGCGUUUUAGCUCAUUUUAUGUUGUAAUUCCCCUUGAAGGAGCCAGAUGCUGGUCUCGUGUAUUGUCACUCGUGACAUGUUUAUGAAUGUAAAAUGUCCAUGUCUUACUUUUGUUGUACAAGGAACCAAGUGUUAUGUUCGGUCUUGGUAUCAAUGUGUAGGAGUGUUUAUCACAUAGGUAUGCCAACGGUUUUAGCUAUCAACCUCUGAUCUUAUCUUUGAACAUUAAAGUCCGACUUUGUGCUCUUACUAGAAAGUAGUUUUUAUUUUUUGACUUUUAUUACAAGUAAUGCAAUCGUUGUUUCCUUUAA
Messenger RNA from Humulus lupulus (European hop), 2405 nucleotides. RefSeq lists its product as uncharacterized. Lineage: Eukaryota; Viridiplantae; Streptophyta; Magnoliopsida; Rosales; Cannabaceae. Bases 479 to 1093 code for a protein of 204 amino acids. The record is from RefSeq and is a predicted model, not a curated record. The transcript has 3 exons.